AUGAUUAAAGUUAUUGCAAAUUCAGUUUAUGAUAAUAAUGAAAUACAACAACUUGAUAUAGUCGAUCUAGAAGCUUCUGUUUCAAACAAAAAUCCUUAUUAUUUAGCAGAAAAUGCGGGUUUAUACACUGACAUUAAUAACAGUACGCCAUUAUUACAAGAACAAGGCGAUGCUACAUUUUUGGAUGCGUUACCGACGAUAGAAGAAGGUAGUAUUACCGAAAAUGAGAUGAAUAGGCUAGUAAACAAUGAUAUGAAUGACAAUGAAAACAUUAAUAGUAACACGCAAAAAUUUGGAAGUCCCUCUUAUGAAAUAUCAAAGGACAUUGAAUUGGUGAAAAUUCAAAAUAAAGCUUUAUUUGAUAACCUUGAAAGAAUGCUAAGGAAGGUAAUUGAAGAGGAAUUAAAUAAAGUUAAAAGUAAUGAAGGUAGAUUUAAUGACAAUUCUGAACAAAUAACUAAACAAGAUAAGGAAAAUGUUGAGAAUGCUGAUGAUUGGGUCGAAGAUGAUAUUAAUGAUUCUUUAAUUAAUCGUAAUACAAUUGACCCUUUUGAACUAGUUUCUGCACAAACAUUAAAAACUGAAGAAGAGUUAGAAGAAGCUUAUGGUGCUUUCAUUCCACCUUUGACCGCUAUUGAACCAGAAACAAGUUUUCAAGAUUUAAAUGAAAAUAGUGAUAUUAUAUCUGAUAACAAUGAAAUUGAUCAGCAACAACCAAAUGUUGAGGAGCCUUUUGACAAUAAUAAUGAUAAAAGUGAACAGAAUGAGGAACAAAAACCAAAAAUGUCGCAAACUGAAGUGCCUGCUCUUCAACCAACUAAUACAAAUGUUGGGCCAGUGGUACCCAGUAAAAAAAAAGAGGCUAACAAGAAAAAUGAAACGGAAGAUUUACCCAUUGCGGAAUCAGAUCAGGAGCCAAAUUAUUUAACUACGCCGCAAACUAAUAUUAGUGGAAAUAAUAAUGAAACUAAUAAAAAUUUUAAUGACUUAAUUAGAAAACCUCAGUGGAAAAUACAAAAGGGCAAGCAAGUAUUGGAUGAUGAUUCUGAGAUCAAUAGAUAUAAAAGGGUUAUUCAUACUGACCCAGCAUUAUCUCGGCAAAAUAUAUUAAUAUCGAAAAAAUAUAACACUAGUAAUUCAACUGCUGACUUUUAUAUCAGUGAGCAAGAUGUCUCUAUUGGAUAUAAAAUUCGGCCAACAUUAAUGAAGUCAAACGUUGUUAAAAUAAUUGGAUUGUUCGUACUAGUUGGCCUAAUAUUAGUGUAA
Molecule: messenger RNA, 1266 nt
Organism: Saccharomycodes ludwigii
Lineage: Eukaryota; Fungi; Ascomycota; Saccharomycetes; Saccharomycodales; Saccharomycodaceae
Exons: 1
Coding region: 1-1266 (421 amino acids)
Source: RefSeq, a predicted model, not a curated record